Messenger RNA from Linum trigynum, 2511 nucleotides. Lineage: Eukaryota; Viridiplantae; Streptophyta; Magnoliopsida; Malpighiales; Linaceae. The record is from the annotation of a GenBank genome assembly.
GAAAAACUUAUUUAACAUAACUUGAAAAAUUCUGUCAAUUUGCGUUUUUGCGUUACCAAAUUUGAGAUAUAAGAGUAAUUUAUUGUUUUGGACAACAAACCACACGGACACUAACAAUCGGGGAGUCUGCUCUUUUGGAAGGCAAAGAGCUAAAGGACAAUACAAAGAACUCAUGACCGAAAUCAACCCGGCCAAGGGCCGGGCACAGAGCUAGUUAUUGUAUAACCAAAAUUGCUUCUACAUAAAACGAUUGCGACUGGCGUGAUUAUGAAUAGAAAAUUUUGGUUACUUUCUUGUAGUUUUUCUAUUCAUUAGGCCUGUCGACUUCAACGUUGACUGGUAAACACUGUCGAACCAUAUCCUCUCCAUCAUUUCUUUAUAAUAAUCACACUACCCAAAACCACUUCUCACCAUCACAACUUCACUUCACAGAAACUCAAAAUCCGCCAUGGCCAAUCCAUCUCCAACCUCACCGCCCGACCCCGACGAAAUCACCCACGACUUCCCUCCUCUCCUCCGCAUCCACAAAAACGGAACCGUAGAGCGCCUCCUCGGCACCCAAACCGUCCCCGCCUCCCUAACCGACCCGAAAACCGCCGUCCAAUCCAAAGACGUCCCUUACUCCACCACCAACACCAACCCAGAUCUCGUCGCCCGGCUCUACCUACCCAAGCGAACCAAACCGAACCAGAAGCUCCCGCUCCUGAUCUACUACCACGGUGGCGGAUUCGUCAUCGAGACCGCCUUCUCUCCGACCUACCACAACCACCUCAACGCCUUGGUCGACGAGGCGAAUGUAAUCGCCGUCUCCGUCGACUACCGGCGAGCCCCCGAAAGCCCGCUCCCGGUCGCGUAUGAGGAUUGCUGGGCCGCGCUGAAAUGGGCCGCGUCACACUCCGAUGGGCCCGGGCCGGAGGAGUGGCUCAAUGACCACGCGGACUUCGGGUCCGUGUUUCUCGCGGGUGACAGCGCGGGCGCCAAUAUUGUUCACCACAUGGGGAUAAGGUACGGGCGAGAAAAGGUAGAGGGGCUGCCGCGGCUGGCCGGGUUGGUCCUGGUCCACCCGUAUUUCGCCGGGAAGGAACCGAUCGACGACGAGGCGGCUCAGGUGCCCGAUUGGUGGGAGCGGUUCUGGUUGCUGGCCUGCCCGACGUCGACGGCCGGGCUGGACGACCCGUAUCUGAACCCGGCGUUCGAGCCGGACCUGGCCCGGCUGGGCUGCUCGAACGUGCUGGUUAUGGUGGCGGAGAAGGAUUUCUUGAGAGCGAGAGGGAAGCAUUACUGCGAGCUGCUGAAAGGGAGCGGGUGGGAAGGUGACGUGGAACUUGUGGAGGCGGAAGGCGAGCAGCAUGUUUUCCACUUGUGGAAUGCUGGCUGCGAGAACGCUGCCGUUUUGGUGAAGAAGAUAUGCUCCUUCAUAAAUAGUAGUAAUUGAAGUUCUAUAAUGUUUGUUUUUUUUUGGUUUGGCAUCGUUGACUGGGUUGGGCUGGGUUGGGCAGUUGGAUGUUAAUGUCCAUUUGUACUUUUGUAAUAAUGCAUGGUGUUAGCUCUCUAGCAUUUUCCGAAUCUUGGUUUGUCCGUUUCGAUGCAUUAAACGGUGUAAACGUAACGGAGGUUAUACCGGAAAAAUUUAACAUAGACUAUUAGGUAGUAAAAUCAUGGGAUAGUUAUGAUUUAACUAUUUCAUAUAACUAAAUUACUUAUUGUUUUGGGUUACAGAGAGACUCUAAUACCAUUCAUAACAUGUCGAACAUUUUUUUGAUUAAGAUAUUAUCCAUUUUGGGUAUAAACUCUCACGGUUUUUAUUACGAGUAUAUAUCCAGGGUGAAGUGCUAGAGGUCACUCAUUUUUGGAUUGCUCUAUAGUGAACACGUUUAAUUUUAGAAUUCUUAUAAGAACUUUUUCCAUUUCAUUCCAUAAUAUGUAAGUUAAAGUGAAUUUCUUCCUUUUUAUUUUAUUUCCAAGUGAUAUCAAGAGAAGAUAAGAGUUAUACAAACAAAACUACCCAUGAAUUCCUUAUAAGCGACACCCUACUAUAAGCGACACCCUACUAACUCUAUGAGAGACAAAAGAGUGCUUUGAGCACCACUCUAUAAAGAGCAUUGUUGGUGGCUCUAGGAACCACCCUAAACUCUAUACAAAUUGACAAAGAGAUUAGGAUCUGAUGACACUCCCGGAGCAUCGAACCUCUAAUGGAAUCUUCUAGAACACCUUGUCGGAUCUUGCUGGCGACCACCUCUCAAUCACCUUUCACUAACACGUGAGUCAAUGAUCUUGAGGCGAUGAGGAGAUAACAUCUCUUACUACUAGGAGCUCUGCAUUAAGGGUUGACUACUCCCUAGUGACGCAAACCGGCUGCCAACAAUACAUGCCCGUCUGAGCCACGAAUAACAAGACCGGGCGAGCACCCUGAGAUGCAAGCACCUGCAUCGAAGUUGAUCUUCAAAGUGAAUUUCCUUAUGAAUUAUAGAUUUCUUCGGUACUAGAUAUUAACAAAGUCGGUUUAUUUUG